UACCAACAAACACCCAACGAGAAGUUAAAACCUGGAGGAAAGGGGAAGCAUAGUCACACAGUUAGCUAAAUAAACCGUGUAGCCAACAUGGACCAAGAAAAAUAUCCGCGCUCAUCGAUUGAGGAUGAUUUUAAUUACGGCACGAACGUUGCUACUGCCAGUGUCCAAAUCCGUAUGGAUUUCCUACGCAAAGUAUACACGAUCCUUUCAUUGCAGAUAUUUAUAACUACAGCGGUGUCUGCCCUGUUCAUGUUCUGUGACCCCGUCAAAAACUUUAUACAUUCAAGUCCCUCUGUGGUACUGCUGUCAGCAAUUGGAUCCCUGGUUUUGAUUGUUGCCUUGGCUGUCUACCGACACCAGCAUCCUAUCAACCUCUAUUUACUUUUGGGAUUCACUUUGUUAGAAGCUGUGUCUGUGGCCACAGCUGUAACUUUCUAUGAAUACUCGAUAGUACUCCAGGCCUUCAUCCUCACAACCGCUGUAUUUGCUGGCCUGACUGCAUACACUUAUCAGUCAAAGCGGGACUUCAGCAAGCUUGGCGCCGGGUUGUUUGCUGCCCUGUGGAUCCUGAUCAUUGCCAGCUUUAUGCGGCUGUUCUUCCACAACGACACGGUAGAGCUGGUAUUUGCCGGUUCCGGCGCCCUGAUCUUCUGCGGCUUCAUCAUCUACGACACCCACCUGCUCAUGCGCAAGCUGUCGCCCGAGGAGCACGUGCUGGCCUCCAUCAACCUCUACCUGGACAUAGUCAACCUCUUCCUGCACAUCCUGCGCAUCCUCGACUCAAUGAAGAAACACUGAAAGUCUGCAUGUCCACCCCAUCACCUCGUCCCACCCCAGUCCCACCCAAAUCCCACCCAAAUCCUGCCUUCACCCCACCCCCUUAGGCUCAGCUUCUACAAGAUGACAGGUGAAUAUAGAGUAAUGCCAUGUUGGUAAAGUUGGAUGGAUGGAUGAAUGAAUGAAUGAAAUUAAUCACAGCACUUUUAUGGACUUUUUUUUUUUCUCCAUAUAUCUUUUUUGUUUUAAAAGUAUGUAUUAUAACCUGGGUGUGAUGCCCCUUAUUCUCUUUAUUCAAAAAUGAUUUCGAGUUGGUGUUAAAGCUUUUUUGGAACUUGAUAUAAAGCCAAAUGUCAUUGCUCUUGCAUGCUUAACUGUGCCUCCAAUGUAUUCUGAAAUAUGUGCAGCAGUUGAGUUUUCUAGUCCAUUAUAGUUACACUUAUUCAAAAUAUUGUAAUACUUCCGAUCUCAACUCGGAGCAUGACUCGGUGGGUGUACAGUUCUGAAUAGGGACCACUUGUGAUUUGUAUUUGUUUACUCUUGUGAGAUUAGUCUGUUGAUUCCGUGGAUGUGAUCACUCCUUAAUGGUUUUUGUACUGGUGAACAGGGAACAAAAUAUUAAUUCUGAGCAGUGGUUGGUGAGCUUUGGAUGAUUAUGGUAAUCUUUGAAUAUCCGCUUUUAGUGUAUAACCAUGGCAUAUGUUUACUCAUUCAGGAAACAAGGCAGUACUAAUCAGUUAAAUGUGUUCAGAAAAGCUACAGUGCAGCUGAAACAUUUGACUAUUGUUUAUUUCAUAUGGAAUAAUUUCAUAUAGCAUAAAAUCCAUAUUUCUUACAAUCUCCAAUUGCUUAUGCAAUAGUAAAACCGAUGUGACAUUCUUAAAAAUGGAGCAUAAACUAUAAUGAGGACACUGCCGGUUUUGGUGUUGUAAUAUUUGUCAUGGCAGCGUCAUCCACUCAUCUUUUGGGACUAACCUGUUUAUGAUGACAGCAGUCCUGUAAAUGAGACAACAGAGUUCUUGAAAAUAAUGUUAAAAGUACCUGCAGUGCUGUUUUGUAUGUCUGCCAUUGUCUUUGGAUAUUAUGCUGUGAAUAUCCUGGAAGGGGACUUCACUAGGCUUUGGAUUUAACUUUAAUUUAUUACCACAAGUGCAAUACUUAUUUUACUGGGGACAUCCAAAUAAUUGUUUAAUAGUUUCAAUCAACUGAACUGUAAUGAAUGGAAAUUAAAAUAUUUAAAAACAAAUAUACCAAAACGUUUGAGCCUCCAGUAUUCAUUCCUGUAAUAUGGUCCGUCACUUUCUUCUUUGUCGCUUGUACUAAACAUUCGCGAAGCAUGUAUCUACUCAUUUCUACCUCUUUAUAUGUUAUUUGGGUGUAAUAUUUUGACUGAAAAAUGAACAAGACGUAGCCUAUUAUAUAAAUACCAGGCCAAAAGUCGGAGUUUUACUUUCUCUUUCGCUUCCAGUAAAUAGUCAAUCUGCAUGCAUUCUUGAAAGGCAAAAACAUCAGUUUUGCAGACCUCGUGUUU
Molecule: messenger RNA, 2308 nt
Organism: Electrophorus electricus (electric eel)
Lineage: Eukaryota; Metazoa; Chordata; Actinopteri; Gymnotiformes; Gymnotidae
Gene: tmbim4
Product: transmembrane BAX inhibitor motif containing 4
Biological process (GO): negative regulation of apoptotic process
Cellular component (GO): membrane
Source: RefSeq, a predicted model, not a curated record